Messenger RNA from Oryza sativa Japonica Group (Japanese rice), 1617 nucleotides. Lineage: Eukaryota; Viridiplantae; Streptophyta; Magnoliopsida; Poales; Poaceae. The record is from RefSeq and is a predicted model, not a curated record.
AAUACAUCCCAUCUCUUCCCCUCUCCUCAACUCAUCUCCUCCGGCGGAUUACCGCUGCCGCCUUCGCCGCCGGCGCCGCCGUUCGCCAUCACCGAGCAAGCAAGUGACCUCGCUGUUCGUCUCUCCCACCUCCUCCUUCUUCCGCUGCCUUCGAUUCUUGGUAGCGGGUGAUGGAUUACACCAACGCCAUCCACAUCAUCCCGGACGCGGCGGGCCCCGACGCCUGGGCGAACGCGGCGGCGCAGGGCGGGGACGCCGGGAUAUGGGCCACCGAGGACGACUACAACAGCCAGUGGAACGCCGACGGCGGCGGCGGCGGCUCCUCGAGGGCCGGGAGCGAGCAGCCACCUCCGGGCAAGAAAUCCCGCGGCGGCGGCGGCGGCGAAGGCGGCGGGAACACGAGCAAGUCGCGGGCGAUCGGGAAGAUGUUCUUCAAGACGAAGCUGUGCUGCAAGUUCAGGGCGGGGACCUGCCCCUACGUCACCAACUGCAACUUCGCCCACGGCAUGGAGGAGCUCCGCAAGCCGCCGCCCAACUGGCAGGAGAUCGUCGCGGCGCACGAGGAGGCCACGGAGGCGAGGGAGGAGCACCAGAUCCCCAUCAUGACGUCGUCGGGACCCACCGCCGGCGGCGACGCGGGCUGCGGCGGCGGCGGCGGCGGCGGCUCCGGGAGGGCCUACAAGGGGAGGCACUGCAAGAAGUUCUACACCGACGAGGGAUGCCCCUACGGCGACGCGUGCACGUUCCUCCACGACGAGCAGUCCAAGGCCAGGGAGAGCGUCGCGAUCAGCCUCUCGCCGAGCGUCGGCGGCGGCGGCGGUGGCGGGAGCUACAAUUCUGCGGCCGCCGCGGCCGCCUCCGCCUCCGCCGCGGCGGGGAAUGGGCCGAUGCAGAAGCCGUCGAACUGGAAGACGAGGAUCUGUAACAAGUGGGAGAUGACUGGGUACUGCCCCUUUGGCAGCAAAUGCCACUUCGCUCAUGGAGCAGCUGAACUCCACAAGUAUGGUGGGGGACUUGUUGACAUAGACAGCAGGGAUGCUGCAGCAACUCCCGACUCCAAGCAAGCUGUGGUAUCUGCGAAAGCUCCAGCAGAGACCGCUGCUGCAUCCACCACAGUGCUCCCUCAUGCAGACGUGUACCAUCUAGGCGUGCAGGCGCAGCGUUCUACCAUUGCCGGCCAAAGGUCUGGGCAGGUACAGAGGCCCAUUCAGAAAUGGAAGGGCCCUGACAAGAUCAGCAGGAUCUAUGGUGACUGGAUAGACGAAACCGAGUAGGCGAAAUCAAACCUUUGAUCUUUCGUCGCCACCACCUGAAGGCGAAAACAAGAUGCUAUAGUUAGCCAUUGGGAAAAACCAUUGUCUUGAGCGAAAAGGAGAUGUCAAUUAGUUAGCCAUUUUGGAAUCCUGGUCUCAAGACAUUUAGAUUAGCCAUGUGGAAACCUGGUCAGAGUCAAGACAUAGUCUGCGGGUUGUUAGACUGAAUUUUAUGUUGUGCUGUCUGUUGCAAUACCUGAUAUCAUGUAUGGUGCUUACAUGAUAUGAAGUCAUGGUUGCAAUACCUGUACCUGGAAAGUUAGAUAUGGUUAUCUGAAAGUAUGAACUGCCUGUUUACCUGUCA